This is a messenger RNA of Aureobasidium melanogenum CBS 110374, 2235 nucleotides long. RefSeq names its product RabGAP/TBC. Gene Ontology annotation, biological process: activation of GTPase activity. The transcript is spliced from 5 exons. Gene Ontology annotation, molecular function: GTPase activator activity. The record is from RefSeq and is a predicted model, not a curated record. Lineage: Eukaryota; Fungi; Ascomycota; Dothideomycetes; Dothideales; Saccotheciaceae. The coding region runs from base 1 to 2235 and encodes 744 amino acids.
AUGCGGUCCCUUGUAGAAGCGAGAGAGUCAUGGCAAAUUCUGCAAACGCAUAAAUCUCUAGCCGACCUUAAAGAGGCUAUUCGCAGCGAGAAUAAGCUAGACUCACUGACCAAGUCUAGAUCGCUAUUGUGGAAGAUUUUUCUCCUAUUUGAGGGACUCGAUCAAUCAGAAUGGCUCCAACGAUCAGCAGAUUCGCGUUCGGCAUAUGCAUCAGUGCGCUCACAUCUACUACGAGGCCUUGAACAUCCAGAAGAAGUCUUGGGAUCAAAUCUAGAUCCAUUGAGUGAAGAUUCUGAGUCUCCCUGGGCCGUCUUACGCAAAGAUGAAGCAUUACGCGCCGAAAUUAUGCAAGAUGUCGACCGGUGCAUGCCCGACAACAUAUAUUUUCGACAACCACAAACUCAAACCAUGCUACUGGAUGUUUUGUUUGUGUUUUGCAAGUUGAAUCCAGACGUUGGAUACAGACAGGGUAUGCACGAGCUGCUAGCUCCUAUCCUCUGGGUUGUGGAAAAGGACGCAGUGUCGAGUAAAGCUACAGAUGACUCUGGCUCAGAGGACAAGAUGCUGUGCCAUAUCUUCGAUUCUGAUUUUGUCGAGCAUGACACCUUUACCCUGUUUGGCAUUGUCAUGCAAGGAGCAAAAUCUUUCUAUGAACAAGCUGCACAUGCUGCCCCCUCGAAACUUACCGCUACGCCGUCGAAACCUGCAGCAACACUGGAAAAUCCGAUUCUUACACGAAUACACAGAAUCUUUGACGAGUUCCUACCUCAUCUCGAUCCAAAACUUGCACGACACCUGCAAGAGAUUGAUCUGAUACCUCAAGUCUUCCUUAUGCGAUGGAUUCGACUGUUGUUCGGUCGAGAAUUUGGAUUCGACGAUGUCUUAGGCAUGUGGGAUGCCAUAUUCGCUGAUGACCCUAGCCUUGAGAUUGUAGAUCUUGUUUGCUUGAACAUGCUUCUGAGGUUACACUGGGAACUAAUGGAUGCUGAUUACAAUACGGCGCUUACACUUUUGUUAAGAUAUCCCGCUCCAGAGAAUGGGGGGUCUCCACAGGAGUUUGUGACAAACGCAGUAUACCUGAGAGACAACUUCAACCACGCAGGCGCAAGCACACUCGUCGAGAAAUAUUCAGGAAGACCUUUGCCCGAACUGACAGAAACCCCCACUAAUAUGCUACAACCUUCAAAGCCAGGCAAAAUUCGAACGCAGAUGCCUGCGCGAGCAUCAAGCAAUUUCGAAGACAUGCUUCAGGGAGCAGCAAAAGGCGUACUGCAACGAAGCGAGAAAUGGGGCAUUAACAAGGCCUUCCGUGAUGCCAUGGAUGAAGUACGCAAAGGUGUGAGAGAAAUUCAGGCAGCGCAAACGCCGCAAGCACCAUCGAGGCACACACGCGGGCUGUCAAGACAGAGUGGGACGUCGGAUAGAUCGACCGACCCAAACUUACGACUCACCGUUCUAGAACAACGCAACACAGCACUGUCGCAGAUGCUCAAGAAAGCCAUCGAUGAUCUUUGGACAUACCACGAGACUGCUGUAGGAGGCAAAGGCUCAGAAGAGGAGUCAUUGAAGGGCUUGAGUAUGGCGAUUGCAAAAGUGCAAUUUAUCCAAGUCUAUCUCGAGGAUGCUUCGGUACCACUGGCCAUAGAGGAAGACGCGACCGAGAUGGCCAAAGAAGAAGCUAUCGAGGUCAAAGAAGUUUCGCCGCAAGUGAAAGAGCCGACAAGUGCUCAUACUGAGAACAAGCCUACCGCUGAAAACACAAAAGAGCCAUCAGACCCAAAAGCAGCCGAUGAGGGUCCUGCAGAGACUGCCGAUGUGCCAAAGAAAAAGACUGAAGAUCCUGCUCCGGCAAAGACCACAAGAACAGCCGACGUACCUCUUGACUUCCACACACCAAGGCCUACACUAGCCCAAUCGUCAUUUUCAUGGAUGCUGGGGCAAUCUCCAGAGACAAACACAAGCAGCUUUGCUCAAGCGAAAGGGCUUGCACCUUCAGAUAUACGACGCCGCAGCAAGGGCUUCUUGUUUGGUGACGAGGAUGAUACCCGAGCGGGAAGUCCUGAGAAAAAGAAAGACAGCAAGAGAGGGAAAGAUAGGAAGAAGCAGGUGAAAAAAGAAGUAUUGUUUGAGCAGGAGCCCGUCGAGGAGGAAUUUGACCUCGGUGCUUUGGAAGAGGAGAAGAGAGCAGGAAAGGAGAAAGACAAGACCGAGGUCGAUGGUAUCAAGAGCAAGUAG